Molecule: messenger RNA, 926 nt
Organism: Sinocyclocheilus grahami
Lineage: Eukaryota; Metazoa; Chordata; Actinopteri; Cypriniformes; Cyprinidae
Product: H/ACA ribonucleoprotein complex subunit 2-like protein
Exons: 4
Coding region: 104-556 (150 amino acids)
Cellular component (GO): nucleolus
Molecular function (GO): RNA binding
Source: RefSeq, a predicted model, not a curated record
CGUGUGAAAAACCAAACACCGGAAGUGCGGUUAGAGUUGCUGCACGUGUGUUCUCCAGCAACAGAAAAAUCGCCCUCAAGUUUGUUUCACAUUAAAGCGAGACAUGACGAAGGUAAAGAAGGAGAAAACUGUCGAGGAGGAGACCGGAGGAACGGAGAAAUCCUAUCAAGAAUUAAUAGCUAAUGUAAACCCAAUCGCAAACCCGCUUGCAUCGCGUAAACUAAGCAAAAAGCUCUACAAGUGCGUCAAAAAAGCGGCUAAAAUCAAACAGAUCCGACGAGGAGUAAAAGAGGUACAGAAAUUUCUCAACAAAGGAGAGAAGGGUAUUGUGGUGUUAGCUGGAGACACUCUUCCCAUCGAAGUGUAUUGCCACUUACCAAUCAUGUGUGAAGACCGAAACCUGCCCUAUGCUUAUGUGCCAUCUAAAGUUGAUUUGGGCUCAUCAGCUGGAUCGAAGCGUCCCACCUGUGUUAUCAUGGUCAAACCUCAUGAUGAAUAUAAAGAGGCCUAUGAUGAGUGUCUGGAGGAAGUCACGUCUCUGCCCAAACCAAUCUGACGACACUUGAAUGUUUUGUAUUUUUUUUAAAGACGAGUGAAUAUAUCAAAUCAAGUUCGAAUGGCUGUGAGUGACUUUGGAUGGUGUUCAUGUUCACCUGUGCAUCUGUCAUGUCAUUUAGAGACUGAAACCAAUUCUGUGGACUUCAUUAGCAGAAAGAAGCACGAAUGUAUGAUAGCAGGUAAUGUGAUGUUGUGUAACAUAGUGGAUGGAGCUGUUGUUCAGCCUGUUGUGUUUCUCAGUAUUUGACACUCUUGAUCUCCCUUAUGCUUCAUGUAUUGAUUGGUUUGCUUUUCAUUUUUCAUAACUGCUUUGGGGCAGUGGACCCCAGAGAGCUCCAAGUGAUGUCAAAAUAAACUUUUUCUCUUUU